This is a messenger RNA of Apus apus (common swift), 4330 nucleotides long. It is a transcript of the gene STRIP1, whose product is annotated as striatin interacting protein 1. Gene Ontology annotation, biological process: cytoskeleton organization. Bases 16 to 2451 code for a protein of 811 amino acids. Lineage: Eukaryota; Metazoa; Chordata; Aves; Apodiformes; Apodidae. The record is from RefSeq and is a predicted model, not a curated record. The transcript is spliced from 21 exons. Gene Ontology annotation, cellular component: cytosol.
UGAGCUGGGAUAGGGAUGUGCAGGAGGUGGGUGGGAGUUGCCUUGGUAACAUCUCUGCUGCUGCGGGUCCAUUUUUGGUCUUUUCACCAGAAAAACACAAUCCUGGGUUUGCAGAAGGGCUAUUCGGAGUCCCCAGACCUGGAGUUUGAAUAUGCAGAUACUGAUAAAUGGGCAGCAGAGCUCUCUGAGCUGUACAGCUACACAGAGGGGCCAGAAUUCCUGCUCAACCGCAAGUGCUUCGAGGAGGAUUUCAGGAUCCAUGUGAGGGACAAGAAAUGGACCGAGCUGGACAAGAACCAGCACCACACCCAUGCCAUGAGGCUGCUGGACGGGCUGGAGGUGACGGCGCGGGAGAAGAGGCUGAGGGUUGCCCGAGCCAUCCUUUAUGUGGCCCAAGGCACGUUUGGGGAGUGCAGCUCCGAGGCUGAGGUGCAGGCCUGGAUGAGGUACAACAUCUUCCUCUUGCUGGAAGUGGGAACCUUCAAUGCUUUGGUGGAGCUGCUCAACAUGGAGAUUGAUAACAGUGCAGCCUGCAGCAGCGCCGUGAGGAAACCAGCCAUCUCCCUGGCUGACAGCACGGACCUGAGGGUGCUGCUGAACAUCAUGUACCUGAUCGUGGAGACUGUUCGGCAGGAGGCUGAAGGGGACAAACCUGAGUGGAGGAGCAUGAGGCAGACCUUCAGAGCAGAGCUGGGAGCCCCCCUGUACAACAACGAGCCCUUCUCUGUUAUGCUCUUUGGGAUGGUGACCAAGUUCUGCAGUGGCCACGCUCCACAUUUCCCCAUGAAGAAGGUUCUGCUCUUGCUCUGGAAGACUGUGCUGUGCACCCUGGGGGGUUUUGAGGAGCUGCAGAGCAUGAAGGCAGAGAAGAGGGAGAUCCUGGGCCUGCCCCCUCUGCCCGAGGACAGCAUCAAGGUGAUCCGCAACAUGCGGGCAGCGUCGCCCCCUGCCUCUGCCUCCGACCUCAUCGAGCAGCAGCAGAAGAGAGGCCGGAGGGAACACAAGGCUCUGAUUAAGCAGGACAACCUGGAUGCCUUUAACGAGCGGGACCCUUACAAAGCUGACGACUCCCGUGAGGAGGAGGAGGAGAAUGAUGAUGACAACAGCCUGGAGGGAGAGACCUUCCCCCUGGAACGGGAUGAAGUGAUGCCUCCCCCCAUCCAGCACCCCCCCAGUGACCGCAUCACCUGCCCCAAGGGGCUUCCCUGGGCCCCCAAGGUCCGAGAGAAGGACAUUGAGAUGUUCCUGGAGUCCAGUCGCAGCAAGUUCAUCGGCUACACGCUGGGCAGUGACACCAACACCGUGGUGGGCUUGCCCAGGCCCAUCCACGAGAGCAUCCGAACCCUGAAGCUGCACAAGUACACGUCGAUCGCGGAGGUGCAGGUGCACAUGGAGGAGGAGUUCCUGCGCUCCCCGCUCUCUGGGGGGGAAGAAGAAGUGGAGCAAGUUCCUGCAGAGAUCCUGUACCAGGGCCUGCUACCCAGCCUGCCCCAGUACAUGAUUGCUCUGCUGAAGAUCCUCCUGGCUGCAGCCCCCACCUCCAAAGCCAAGACUGAUUCCAUCAACAUCCUGGCAGAUGUCUUGCCAGAGGAGAUGCCGACCACAGUGCUGCAGAGCAUGAAGCUGGGGGUGGACGUCAACCGGCACAAGGAGAUCAUCGUCAAAGCCAUUUCUGCCGUGCUGCUCCUCCUGCUCAAGCACUUCAAGCUCAAUCACAUCUACCAGUUUGAGUACAUGGCCCAGCAUCUGGUCUUUGCCAACUGCAUCCCACUCAUCCUGAAGUUCUUCAACCAGAACAUCAUGUCCUACAUCACUGCCAAGAACAGCAUCUCUGUCCUGGACUACCCGUACUGCGUGGUGCACGAGCUGCCCGAGCUGACAGCAGAGAGCCUGGAAGCUGGAGACAACAACCAAUUCUGCUGGAGGAACCUCUUCUCCUGCAUAAACCUCCUGCGCAUCCUGAACAAGCUGACCAAGUGGAAACACUCCCGCACCAUGAUGCUGGUGGUGUUCAAGUCUGCACCCAUCCUGAAGCGGGCGCUGAAGGUGAAGCAGGCCAUGAUGCAGCUCUAUGUCCUGAAGCUCCUCAAGGUCCAGACCAAGUACCUGGGCAGGCAGUGGAGGAAGAGCAACAUGAAGACCAUGUCAGCCAUCUACCAGAAGGUCCGGCACCGCCUCAACGAUGACUGGGCCUACGGCAACGACCUGGAUGCUCGUCCCUGGGAUUUCCAGGCUGAGGAGUGUGCCCUUCGUGCCAGCAUCGAGCGCUUCAACUCCCGGCGCUACGACCGAGCUCACAGCAAUCCUGAUUUUCUGCCCGUGGACAACUGCCUGCAGAGUGUGCUGGGCCAACGUGUGGACCUGCCUGAGGACUUCCAGGUCAACUAUGACCUGUGGCUGGAGAGGGAGGUCUUCUCCAGACCCAUCUCCUGGGAGGAGUUGCUACAGUGAUGGAUUGAUGGACAAGCCAGGGACGCAGGAGGUGUCUUUUUUGGGGGGAGAUUUGGAGGCUGCCUGCUGUUGAGGGGGAAGGGGAGUGAGGAUUUGGGGAGGUUUGGGGGUGCCUGGACCCCCCCGUGCUGGGCUUGGGAAGAGGUUUGGAGCUGGGGGAGUUCUAGGGGUGCCUGGAUCCCCCAUGGUGGGCUUGGGAAGAGGUUUGGAGCUGGGGGGUCCUUGCCAAGACACCAUCCUGCCCUUCUCCCUCCUGCCACGCUCAAGGAUGAAGCCUUGGUGGAGGCCACGGUGCCUUGGGAGUUUUCUGGUGGGUGGGGGGGACCUGUGUGUGCCCCCACCCGAGGCUUUGGGACCACCAUCAUCCUCCUCCUGCCCCCACCAGCUGGGGAGGAGAGGAGGCAGUGGGGCUCCUUGGUGCUGCUGCAGGACACGGGGAGCAGAGGCAGGAAAACGGGCUGUCCCCCUGCCUGGGGACAUGGUGACAGGGGUGGGGGUGGACUGGGGUUGAGGGGCUGGCCUGUCGCGACAGGGUGGGGAGGGCUGAAGCCUGCAGUCUGCCCUCGCCCCGCUGGGUGGGGUGGAUGAGCUGUACAUACAGAGAUGUUUCCUGAGAGCUCUGACGCGGGUGUCUGGGCUCUGCUGUGUCCCUGUCCCUGUUGAACUCUGUGUCCCUGUCCUUCCUGGGCUCUGUCCCCCCGUCCUCCUGGGCUUUGUGUCCCCUGUCCCUCCCAAGCUCUGUCCUCGUGUCCCUACUGUGUCCCCAUCCUCCUGGGCUUUGUGUCCCCCUGUCCCUACUGUGUCCCCAUCCUCCUGGGCUCUUGUCUGUCACCCUGUUCUUCCAUCCCCAUCCCUCCCAAGCUCUGUCUCCCUGUCCCUCCUCAUGAACCCAGCAAUGGGCUGGGCUGGUGCUGGGGGUUCAUUGUCUCAUGCCCUUGACCCCAAGUCCCAUUUGGGGCCAAUUACCUGUUGCCAAAAGACCCCCUAUUUAUUUCUCUUGCAGCCAGAUCUUUUUACCUGGGGGAGCUGCUGAGGUGCAGGAGCCCUGAACCCUCUCCAGUUCUUGCCCUGGGAUUUCUGCCCUGGCGUGGUGGUGUCACUGGGAUUUUCUUUGGCUCCUGCUCCCAGCAGAGGAGCUGGAGAUGGGACCCACCAUUCCCAAAACCUCAGCCUUACACCUUCACAGAACCAUGGGGUGAUUUGGGUUGGAAGGGACCUUCAAGAUCAUCUAGAUCCAACCCCCCUGCAUGGGCAGGGACACCUCCCACCAGCCCAGGUUGCUCCAAGUCCCAUCCAACCUGCCCUUCAACACUUCCAGGGCUGGGACAAACCUUGUUGUGCCUCAGUUUCCCUGGCAGAGGGGGAGGUAGCAGCAGAAAUCCUGGGAGAUUCAGCCCUGGAUUGUUGGGGGGUGGCAGAGAGGGGGGGUUGUUUGCAUCCUGCCCGAGGGGGUGGGCAGGGCAGGGGCAGCCAGGAUUGACUCCCUGUCACCUCCCCACGGCCAAGGGACAGGCAGUGACAUCGAGCCAGACCCCAGCCCUCCCUCCAAGGUCCCCAAUGCUGCACCCUGACCUUGUCCCCCCCACCAGCAGGGGGGAUGUAUCCCCAGCAGGAUCCACCCAGGGGGGCGCAGCCACAUUGCACCCCCCCCAGGGUGCUUCCCAUCCACUUGGGUGCCCCCAGCACCCACCCCAUUCCCGCCCCCCCACCCCAGAACCUGGUCCUGGUUGGAGGGGGGGGUCUGGUGGGUGGGAUGCUGGCAGAUGAGGUGUGAGCUGAACUUCCAUCCCUUCCUGCUCCCAAACAUUCCCAGCUGCUCUGGGCGGGUGCAGCCAGAGCCCUGAAGAACUUAUUAAACAUGUGCUUUAUUGUUUAUAAA